AUGGGUUUCGUUCACGCCAACCCCGGGAUCAAAAUAAGCACACGUCGUAUUUUUCUCUCUCUCUCUCUCUCUCUCUCUCGACUCUCUUCUUCUCUCUCUCUCUCUCAUUUUUUCCUUUUCUCUCUCUCUCUCAGAUUAACCUCAUUUCUCUUCUUUGUAUCUAUCUAUCUAUCUAUCUAUAUAUCUAUCUAUCUAUCUAUCUAUCUAUCUAUCUAUCUAUCUAUUAUAUUCGGUUCAUUAUGUAUGUAUGUAUGUAUCUAUCUAUCUAUCUAUCUAUCUAUCGGUUCUAUCUAUCUAUCUAUCUAUCUAUUCAUUAUCUAUCUAUCUAUCUAUCUAUCUAUUAUAUUCGGUUCAGUAUGUAUGUAUGUAUGUAUGUAUGUAUCUAUCUAUCUAUCUAUCUAUCUAUCUAUCUAUCUAUCUAUCUCAUUCGGUUCAUUAUCUAUCUAUCUAUCUAUCUAUCUAUUAUAUUCGGUUCAUGUAUGUAUGUAUGUAUGUAUGUAUGUAUGUAUGUAUGUAUGUAUGUAUCCAUCCCAUUCGGUUCAUUAUCUAUCUAUCUAUCUAUCUAUCUAUCUAUCUAUCUAUCUAUCUAUCUAUCUAUCUAUCUCAUUCGGUUCAUUAUCUAUCUAUCUAUCUAUCUAUCUAUCUAUCUAUCUAUCUAUCUAUCUCAUUCGGUUCAUUAUCUAUCUAUCUAUCUAUCUAUCUAUCUAUCUAUCUAUCUAUGCAAACAGCUCACCAUUAAAUCUAUUUUCCUCUAAUUCCGUUUCUCACUUACCCUCUUUUUCUUUUUUCCCUCUUGCAUUUUAUGAGAUUUUUAUUAUUCCUCACUCUCGUUCUCUCUUUUCUUCUUUCAUCAAAGUUUUCCAUUUUCUCGUCUCUGUUUUCCCCAAUUCUUUUCCAUUGGGCAUUUCAUUUCUCUUCCACUUUUCUUUGUCUUUUUCUUUUUUUUAUUUUAAUUCUUUCUCUAACUUUUCUCGUUUUCUCCUUCCUUGUCUUUUAUUUUUAUCGCUGUUUCUCACAAUAUCUCUUCAGUUUAAAACACUUUCUCUUUCCCAUUUACUUCCGGUAUUUUUUUUUUGCAUAUUCAUUUCUCUAUCCCUCUUUUUUAUUCGGUCUUUCUUUAUCUCUCUUUAUCUGCUUCUUACUCUCAAAUUCUUUUCUUUUUACCCUCUCUCACACUCUAGCUUUUCUCUCACAUUAUCCAUCACUUUUAAUUUUUCUUCUCUUCUUAUUUGCCGGAUUUCUUUACUUUUUAUCUACUUUUCCAUAUCCGUUCUUUAUUUCUUUGUUCUUCAUUUUCUUUUCUACAUUUUUUUCUUUCUCGAUUUUUCUUUGCUCGAUUUUUCUUUCUUCAUUUAUUUCUAUUAUUCAUUUAAUUGCAAUUCUUUUUGUUUCUUUUUUUCUGUCUCUGGCGUCACUAUAAAUUGUUCCCUCCAUUUUACUUUUAUUAGUAUUUCUCAUAUAUUUACCCGUUUCUUUCCUUUAUGUUCUCUUACAUACUUCUCUGAUUUUAUGAUUCUCUUUCAUUUUUCCAUUUCUUUCCGUUUUUCCCAAUUCGAUCCUUUACGCAUUGCCUGUUCUUUUCUUUAG
Acanthosepion pharaonis is the source of this 1587-nucleotide messenger RNA. The record is from the annotation of a GenBank genome assembly. NCBI's taxonomy places the organism in Eukaryota, Metazoa, Mollusca, Cephalopoda, Sepiida, Sepiidae.